This is a messenger RNA of Closterium sp. Naga37s-1, 2238 nucleotides long. The record is from the annotation of a GenBank genome assembly. Lineage: Eukaryota; Viridiplantae; Streptophyta; Zygnematophyceae; Desmidiales; Closteriaceae.
AUGGCAGCUGGUGACGGACGGCGCGAUGGAGGCGAGACCGAUCUGCAGAUGAGAUUGGCGACGAGGCCUCAGCCGUCAAGAAGCGGUCCCUGGGAUCUGGCAAGAGGCCAGCGGGGCGCGGGUGGAGGGCAUCAUGAGGAUGCCGACGAACUGGACUCGCAGGAGUCGGCAAACGAGGGUGACAGCGAGGAGAGCACGGAAGAUGUCCCAAUUGCGCGGGAUGGAAGGAAUGAAGGAGUCGCGGAAGAAGAACGCGACGAAAGGUGUAAGGACGCGGGGGCAAGUGGCUCGCCGGGAGGGAUACGCAGAAGCGGCGUGAGGCGUCGCGAGGACACGGCGGCAGAUUGCUCGCCGGACGACAGGCGCAAGGGAAGCGCGAGGCGCCGCGAGAGCGCGGAUGCAGCUGGCGCGACGGACAAAACGGAUGGGAGUGGCGAAAGGCGGCAUGGCAGCGCGGAUGCAGCUGGUGUGAUGGACGAAACAGAUGGGAGUGGCAAAAGGCGUCAUGGCAACGCGGAUGCAGCUGGUGCGACGGACGAAACAGAUGGGAGUGGCAAAAGGCGUCAUGGCAACGCGGAUGCAGCUGGUGCGACGGACGAAACAGAUGGGAGUGGCGAAAGGCGUCAUGGCAACGCGGAUGCAGCUGGUGCGACGGACGAAACAGAUGGGAGUGGCGAAAGGCGCCAUGGCAACGCGGAUGCAGCUGGUGCGACGGACGAAACAGAUGGGAGUGGCGAAAGGCGUCAUGGCAACGCGGAUGCAGCUGGUGCGACGGACGAAACAAAUGGGAGUGGCGAAAGGCGUCAUGGCAACGCGGAUGCAGCUGGUGCGACGGACGAAACAGAUGGGAGUGGCGAAAGGCGCCAUGGCAACGCGGAUGCAGCUGGUGCGACGGACGAAAACGAAAUGGGUGGGAAUGGCGCGAGGCGCCGCGGAGAAGAACGGGCGGAUGCGAAAGAGGACGAUCUGCGAAGCGAUGGCGGAGAUGGACGCGAAGAACGCGGAUGUGUAAUGGAAGCAGAUCGUUCGGCGAACAAGAUGCGCGGGGGUGGCUCGCGGCGCCACGAGGACAUGGUGGCAGAUCGCGCGCCAGAGGAGAUGCGCGAGGGAAAUAGUUCGGCGGGCGAAAUGCCUGAGAAUGGCGCAAGGCGCCGCGGGAGCGCGGAUGCAGACCGCUCGCCACGCAGGCUGCGCGGAAGUAACGCGGGGCGCGGUGAAGGCAAGGAGACUGAGCGUGUGCCAGGAUCCAGCCGUGAGGAAGAGAGGAGGCGAGACGUGCAGGCGGGAGUGUAUGGCUCGCCUGAGCCGAGACGCGGACAUGAGCGCAGGAGGCGCAUGGCGUUGGGCGGAUGGCGAUCACCAGAGCAGGGGGGAGAAGGAAAUGAGGACGCCCGCGAGAGGAGGCGCGUGCAGCGCUCGCUUGCACGACAGCGGACGGAGGAGAGGGAAGCUCGUGUUAACGGCAGUGAGUGUUCGUCGCAGUACAUCACGGGUGCGGAUGCGAGAGCGCGCCGGGAAGGAAUAGAAGAUUACCCGUGCGCGGGAGCGGGGUUGGUGCAGGAACCUGUCGGAGAGACAAGGAGGAGGCAGGAGAGAGAGAUAAACAGGAGAAGGGGUGAGGAAGAGCACUGCCGGCGAGAGGUGUCCCCAGGGAAGGACCCGGGAAGUGACAAAGGAAGAGGAAGAGAGGAUCAUGGGCGCCGAGGAGCAGGCAGACGAGGGAGACGCUGUGAAGGAGAGUCUCUUGAGAGGAAGGAGGGGAGGGAGAAGACGAGAAGGAGUGAUCAGGAGCUGCGUGAAGAGAAGGAACAUGAGUAUAGUGAAGAAGAGGACUAUGGUGGGGGCCGGGACGGACGAAGGAAGCAAGUGAGUAAGGUGGGGGCAUGGGUGUGUGUGCAAGUAACACCAGAAACGAAAGGGAAGAACGAGAAGGUGGAGGCAUGGGCGUGUGUACCAGCAGCAGCGGAAGCAGAGGAUCCGGACGAGCAGGUGGGGGCAUGGGCGUGUGUACCAGCAGCAGCGGAAGCAGAGGAUCCGGACGAGCAGGUGGGGGCAUGGGCGUGUGUACCAGCAGCAGCGGAAGCAGAGGAUCCGGACGAGCAGGUGGGGGCAUGGGCAUGUGUACCAGCAGCAGCGGAAGCAGAGGAGAAGGACGAGCAGGUGGGGGCAGGGGCGUGUGUACCAGAAGCAGCGGAAGGAGAGGAGAAGGACGAGCAAGUGGGGCAAGAGCGUGUGUAA